UCUGGUGCAACAGUCGGUCCCCCAUGGCUACCGAGAGGUGCCUCAGGAGGAGGAGAAGGAAGACUUGAUGGUGGAAGAAAGGGAAGAGUGGUGGUGGUGGUGGUGAAGGAUGAGGUUGAGGACUUCCUGGGUGUGGAGGCGGGUGAUGAGAUGGACCGCCUGGUGGAGACAGUGGCCGAGGAUGAGGAUAACGUGCUCAGUGGUAAGUACCUGCAUGGCCUGGGGCAGAAGGCGAGGCUGUCCCUGGUGGAUGUGCUGGAGGCCCCUUGGGGCUUCUGGGGUAGCUUCACCGGCACCGGGGCAGCCACCUUUGAGGAGACGGUGCAGCUGGGUGCCUGGCGCAUGGCUGGCAUUGGCCCUCUUCCCCACAUACUGGACCACAACCCCCAGGAGAGACACCCACAACAGAGUCACUCAACAGAGGACCAUCCCACCUCCUACUCCUGCACCAUCACCUCUCUCACCCCCACCAAAGUGUCCUGCACAGCAGCCGGCCUGUCCGCAGGCUCCUACAGACCCAUGGUGACCAUGGCUGGGGCUAGGGCAGUUGUGGGCAACAAGGUGACCUCCACUACCCUGCCCGUGGCCUCUGCCCUAACACCUCAGUCCGGCAGCAUCAACGGAGGUGCGGUGCUGGUGGGGAACAGCUCGGGGUUCAUUCCCGGGUACAUGAUGGUGGUGGUUGGUGGUGCUGAGUGCUCCAUGCUGCAGGAGAGUGCCAACACCAUCUCCUGCCGCCUGCCACCUGGCAUUGAGGGGGAGGCAGCAGUGGUGGUCAGUGUGGCCUGCAGUGAGAAUGUGAUGGCUGCCAAAGCAUUCACCUACGCUGCAGCCGUCACCCCCAUGCUUCUCUCUGUCACGCCCUCUACUGAUGUGGUGAGCAGCACCACCCUCACACUGGAUGGCACUGGCUUCACUCUGUCCGGGGGCACCCCUGAGGUCACCGUGGGGGGCAAAAGGUGUGGCCUGGUCUCCCCUGCUUCCCCCACCUCCCUCCAGUGCAUCGUCCCAGCACUUGGAGGAGGGAAACAUGAGGUGGUUGUGAGGGAUGCAGUGUAUGGAGACUCCAACAACUUGUCCAUCUCCCUCAUCUUCUCUCUCACCUCACUCACUCCCUCCUCAGGGAGCUUUGGGGGUGCUAGGAUCAUGCUGGCAGGUCAGGGCUUUGACCCGGAUGGCGGCUCCUUGGUGACCUUGUGUGACCUGCCCUGUGACCUUGUGAGCAGCGACAGCACCACAGCCAUAACCUGUGUGGCACCAGCCCUGCCCCACAGUGAGGCGGAUGUGACAUGUGAUGUGGUGGUGAGCAGCCCGAAUGGUUUGUCUGCCAGUCUGCUGGGUGGCUUCACUUACCAACUGGCUCUCACACUCUCCCUCACUGGCCUGGAGCCCCAGUGAGGCGGCACUGCUGGCGGCACCUCCCUCACCCUCACUGGCACUGGCUUUGGGUUGAGCGGCAAUAAGGUGACCAUUGGUGGGUCAGAGUGCAAGGUGACCCAAGAGGGUCCGACCAGCAUCACCUGCAUCACUGAGGCUCACCAAGGGUCGGGUCAAUUCCAGGUCAAGGUCACUGCCCCUGGGAAAGGCUUGGCAGCAGCUCAGAACAAUAGUGGAAUCUUUUCCUACAUCGACCUCUGGAGUUCACCAUUCACUUGGGGCAGCGAACCGCCACCAUCACAGGGGCAGCUGGUGGUGGUGACUCAGGGCAAGACACUGCUGCUGGACCAGUGCUGAAGAUG
Molecule: messenger RNA, 1739 nt
Organism: Scylla paramamosain (green mud crab)
Lineage: Eukaryota; Metazoa; Arthropoda; Malacostraca; Decapoda; Portunidae
Product: fibrocystin-L-like
Exons: 7
Coding region: 151-1398 (415 amino acids)
Source: RefSeq, a predicted model, not a curated record